This is a messenger RNA of Balaenoptera acutorostrata (minke whale), 1886 nucleotides long. RefSeq names its product coiled-coil domain containing 122 (gene CCDC122). Lineage: Eukaryota; Metazoa; Chordata; Mammalia; Artiodactyla; Balaenopteridae. The transcript is spliced from 7 exons. The record is from RefSeq and is a predicted model, not a curated record. Bases 266 to 1093 code for a protein of 275 amino acids.
AGCCGGGCCGCAACGAGUCGCCUGCCCGGCAGCGCGGGGGACCCUCGGUUUCCUCCCCAGAGCCCAGGCCUGAGAACCUCACUGCGUUAGCACUUGGCACUCUGUCCCAUCCAAGUUCAAGUAACGUGCCUCCUGAGCAUCCUGAAACUUGAAUCUCAUUACCUAGCCAAGGAAGAGAGAAGUCCCUAGUUUCAGCAGAUUCUAAGACUCUGGUAUAUAAUAGGAGUAAAGAAGGUGAACUAAAAAGGGGAAAAGAGACACAAGAAUGUCAGGCAACAAAGAAAGGAAGAGUCAAGGAGCUCCUGAAGAAGCUCUGGCUAAACAAGACACAUCUUCAUUAACUGAUGCUGUCGAGCAAGUUGCACAGCAACAACAAUCACAAACAUCAGAAAUAGAAAAAAACAAAAAAGUUCUGUUCCAUUUGCAGAAUGAACUUCAUGAGCUUAAAACACAAAUAGCAUCUGUCUCUGAAGAAACUAAAGAAACAGAAAGGCAAAUUUAUCAGCAAGAUGCUGCCAUACAGAAUACCAGACUUCAGUGUGGAAACCUGGAAAAUCAAAUCAAAUCCUUACAUACAGAAAAUGUGAAGCUUAAAUUUGACAUAGAGGCAGCACAAGAAGAUUUUGAGGAACAAAUGAUAAGAUAUAAUGAAUACUAUGCAAAAAUAAAAGCACAUAAAGAUAGUUUGAGAGAGGUAGAGAGCAAAUGGUCAUUCAUGACUGAACUCGAUGAGAAACGAGACCUUGUUAAAAAACUAAAGACAAUGAAAGAGGAACUUAUGCAGGAUCUCCAAAAUCCAGAAGGAAACCUGAUGAAACAAGUACAGGAAGACAUUACAAACCUAAAGGACAAAAUUAUAACUGUAAAAGAAUCCAUCAUUGAAAAAACUUGUUUUCUUGAGGAAGAAAAAAAGACACAUGAAAAAUUAAGAAAAGAAAUAGAGGUACAGCAUAAGAGAUACGGUGCAAUUCUUAAGCGUUUGCACUGUCAGGUGAACAAGCUUCAGUCAAAGAGAAGACAAUGGCAAUGGAACAUUCAACAGCUGGAAAAAACUGCAGCUGAACUGAGAAAAUGCAUUGGAACGAAAGAUUAACAUGGCCAUAUGGUAAUGUAGUAUAGGGUAAUGCUGAGCACAGACUAUGCCACAAAAAUUACGGGAUAGAAAGGUGAGAAAAUCCUUUGGGUCUUAACAACCGACAUCCACUAUCAGAGGGCUCUCUUAAUGACAGAUAUGUUUUCUUUUCUUUGAAUCAGUCAUCUGUUUGCUGAAAUGCCUUCCAACCCGAUAAUUGAUAGCAAUAGAGAGACAAUAGGAAGGCUCACAGAAGAAUAGUGAAAGACUCUGUAUGAAUAUUUUGAGUGUAUAAGAUAUAUUGUACUCAUGAAUGCCUGUUUAUAAACAUGUUGCCUUCACUAGCACAUGAAGCAAAAAUUUAGAAGAAAAGAAGCAUUUGAAUUUACAAUGAUUUAAAUUGUUAAGAUAUUUUAAAUGGUUGUCUGUUUCAAACUACCUGCUUUUUUACCCCUGGCUUCAAAGCAGUCCAUAAAUGUUGACAUUUAUAAUAAGGUUGUUAUGUGUUCAAGGCUUCAGAUAUUUACUUAGUUUUUCUCUUUUAUCCAGAAGGUAACAGUCAUUUUUCUUUGCUGUUGGAUAACAUAUUUUUAGAGUGUUGCAAUGUAUACAAUUUUUUGUUCACUUUUCUGUCUGUAUGUUCUUUCUUACUAUUCUAUAGCUAAAUUGAAUUUAUAACAUCAUGUAAGGCAAACAUACCAGCUCUUAAUGUUAACCAAUGUAGACUAACAUAUAUUCUUUCUCAUUGAAAGUCAUAUACUAUGUCCACAGCAACAAACUUGUGCCUUUUAGAAUAAACGCACUCCUUCUUGUG